AUGGACUUUCUCCACGGCCUUUCGGGCAACUUCCUUACAAUCAUUUGCGGUAAGCAUAAGCCUCAGCGGCCCCUAAACAUCGAGGACCGGCCAGACAUCCCCCUACCGCGCGCCUAUCUCGAGGGCAUAAUCGGAGAAGUCAAGGCUCGGGGCGACCUCACUCACGAGGCGUGGGAGGAGUGUCUCACCACCCUAGAAGCGCUUGGAAGCGAAGACGAGACAAAUGCUUUUCAAGUGCUGGAUGCUAUCAACGACGCCUACCGAGAGGUGGUCGGCGAUCUUAAAGAAAUUGUGGACUUGCAGCGGGAUGUGACCCAGGACAUGAGUAUCCUGCUCCGCCCGGAGCAUGACAUGAACGAAGACACUGCUAACGAAUUAACGUACCAAGUCAUUGAAGAUUUUCGGAAGACGCUUGUCGAGGCGGACAAGACCCUCGACGGACUUGCAACCGACGCGAACAGUGAAGCUAUCCCUAGGCACAUGGGACUUGCGAAGCUCCAAGAGGUCCUCGCACAUUUGCAAACUUUCCUGGAUAGCCAAAGAAACGCCGGGAUCGUCUUUACGACAAUCUUGGAAAUUGUCAAGCUCCAGCAGAUCGUGGAGGACAAUGGGGAGGGUAAGUGGCUUCAGCCACUGAAGGAGACGCUCGGCGAUGCUCUUUAUGAGCAGAUUGUCCAAGCCGGGGAAAUCUGA
Messenger RNA from Fusarium tjaetaba, 693 nucleotides. RefSeq lists its product as uncharacterized. The transcript is spliced from 2 exons. Bases 1 to 693 code for a protein of 230 amino acids. Lineage: Eukaryota; Fungi; Ascomycota; Sordariomycetes; Hypocreales; Nectriaceae. The record is from RefSeq and is a predicted model, not a curated record.